GUGACCCGGAUGGCUGCUGAGACGCACGUGUAGCGAUAUCGCUGGGAAGUAUCGGAGUGGAGUUUUCUUCUAUCGCUUCUGUUUGGGGGAAAAUCACAGCACAAAAAAAUGGAGAUCGAAAGCGCCGCAACCUCCGGGGAAAGUUUCACAAGUGUCACCUCUAAGAAAAGCAGGAAGAGAAGAGCGGCCGAGGAGAGGCCCAUGGACAUGGGGGAACAGCCCAGCAAGAGGCCCGACUUUCCUCCCAUCUCUGGAGACAAGUUAAUGGGAGACAAAGAUGAAAUGAGGAAAAUCCCUGUCCCCUCACACAGAUACACACCUCUUAAAGAAAACUGGAUGAAAAUCUUCACCCCAAUUGUGGAGCAUUUACAGCUUCAAGUGCGCUUCAACCUAAAGUCGAGAAAUGUAGAAAUAAAGACUUGCAAAGAAACCACAGAUGUCGGUGCCUUAACAAAAGCAGCUGAUUUUGUCAGAGCCUUUAUUCUUGGGUUUCAAGUUGAGGAUGCGUUGGCCCUGGUCCGGCUCGAUGAUCUCUUCUUAGAAUCCUUUGAAGUGACAGAUGUUAAGCCGCUGAAGGGAGACCACUUAUCUCGGGCCAUUGGGCGAAUAGCUGGAAAAGGAGGAAAGACAAAGUUCACCAUCGAAAAUGUCACAAAGACCAGGAUAGUUCUGGCUGAUUCAAAAAUACACAUAAUGGGAUCAUUUCAAAACAUCAAGAUGGCCAGAACCGCAAUCUGUAACCUCAUUUUAGGGAGCCCACCAUCCAAAGUGUACGGCAACAUACGGGCAGUGGCGAGUCGGGCAGCUGAUCGGUUUUAGCGUUGGACGACGUGGAACGACUGAACAGCGUGUAGAUUUUUUAAAUUGUGACUCCUCCCACAUCGAAAUUUUUUUGUGCAAUUGACUGACGUGCAGAAGAGAAGAACGUUUGUUGGCACAAUGAUUGAAGCAGUUGGUUCCCCCCUGCACUGGUCCGACUCUUCCUAUUAACAUGUAUAUGACUUGAACCUGAAGAAUUAAUGACUCUGCCAAUACAUUGUGAAAAUAAACAAUAAAUGCGAGGUUGCUGAUUC
Molecule: messenger RNA, 1073 nt
Organism: Xenopus laevis (African clawed frog)
Lineage: Eukaryota; Metazoa; Chordata; Amphibia; Anura; Pipidae
Gene: pno1.L
Product: partner of NOB1 homolog L homeolog
Biological process (GO): ribosome biogenesis
Cellular component (GO): cytoplasm; nucleolus; nucleus
Molecular function (GO): nucleic acid binding; RNA binding
Source: RefSeq, marked provisional